AUGAAGGGUUUAAUUCUAGUUGGUGGUUACGGUACCAGAUUGAGACCUUUGACUUUGACUGUGCCAAAGCCUUUGGUCGAAUUCGGUAACAGACCAAUGAUCUUGCACCAGAUCGAGGCUCUUGCGUCUGCUGGUGUCACUGACAUUGUUUUGGCCGUCAACUACCGUCCUGAGGUGAUGGUCGAGACUUUGAAGAAGUACGAGGAAGAAUACGGCGUGAACAUCACGUUCUCGGUCGAAACCGAGCCUCUUGGCACGGCUGGUCCGUUGAAGUUGGCGGAGAAGGUUUUGAAGAAGGACAACUCUCCUUUCUUCGUUUUGAACUCCGACGUCAUCUGUGACUACCCAUUCAAGGAACUUGCCGACUUCCACAACGCGCACGGUGGUAUGGGUACCAUUGUUGCCACCAAGGUCGACGAACCUUCCAAAUACGGUGUCAUCGUCCACGACAUCGCCACUCCAAACUUGAUCGACAGAUUCGUCGAAAAGCCAGUUGAGUUCGUUGGUAACAGAAUCAACGCUGGUUUGUACAUUUUGAACCCUGAAGUCAUCGACUUGAUUGACUUGAAGCCAACCUCUAUCGAAAAGGAGACUUUCCCAAUUCUUGUUGAGCAAAAGUCCUUGUACUCCUUCGACCUGGAAGGUUACUGGAUGGAUGUUGGUCAACCAAAGGACUUCUUGUCUGGUUCCGUUCUUUACUUGAACUCUUUGUCCAAGAGAAAGCCUGAACUUUUGGCCAAGGGUGACAACAUUGUCGGCAACGUCGUCAUUGACCCAACUGCCAAGAUCUCCCCAACAGCCAAGAUUGGUCCAGAUGUUGUCAUCGGUCCAAACGUCACCAUCGGCGACGGUGUUAGAAUCACCAGAUCUGUUGUCUUGUCCAACUCCACCAUCAAGGAUCACUCUUUGGUCAAGUCCACCAUUGUCGGAUGGAACUCCACUGUCGGUAAGUGGGCUAGAUUGGAAGGUGUCACUGUCUUGGGUGACGACGUCGAAGUUAAGGACGAAGUCUACAUCAACGGUGGUAAGGUCUUGCCUCACAAGUCCAUUUCCGUCAAUGUUCCAAAGGAAGCCAUCAUUAUGUGA
Messenger RNA from Lachancea fermentati, 1086 nucleotides. Lineage: Eukaryota; Fungi; Ascomycota; Saccharomycetes; Saccharomycetales; Saccharomycetaceae. The record is from the annotation of a GenBank genome assembly.